AUGUCUACCGCAUUAUGGGACCCGUUCAUGGUGACGCAGCUUCCCCGGCUGCCGUCAAAAACGAGCGCAGUCUCUCCAUGUGUGAUAUCCAACAUAGAGUCUCCGCUAUCGACGCAAUUCGACUUCGGAGUCAGUGGCUCGUACAUUGGUUCCUACAUCACCAAACCUACUCCCAAGCUGAUCUGGUCGUAUUCGCUGUCUCCACAAGCGCGCGUGGAAUGUCUUGACUCGUUCAUUUUUGAGGAGGCUGCUGAUAGAGAUGAGUCAAGACUCUUUCUCGCGGGAAUAAAUGAGAGAAAGAAGAGCUAUAUGAGAAUAAUUACCUAUGGACGUCCCAAGAACGAGCCUGAGGACGACAAGAACACAUCGGAAAGCUUGUCCUUGUACAACGAGGAGGAGAGAAACACAACUGAGCCAGAAGGAUUGAGAGAAGUGCGCACUAAAGACGUGGUGUUAAAGGAGGAUUUAAUAGGGAUCAAGCUUUCCAGCAACGGAAGAAACGCAUACACACUUAGUAAGAACGGCUCUAUUUGCAUUUGGUUGGUCAAGCUCGAGGAUGAGAUUGAGGAGGAAGUGGUGUUUGAGCUGGAGUACGGCAAGAAAAGAAAUAUCAUUUACCAUUGCUUUAUUUCGCCUGAAGAGCUUCAGCUCGAGAAAUCCGAGAACGUUGAGAGCUUGCUCUUGACGGUGGAGCAAUCUACAGGAGGGUUGAGCGCGCGAGUGUAUGCCAUUGAAGGCUCACGUGUUCUGGAGAUUUCCGACUCGAUGAUCGAAAUGCACACCUCAGACAGCGCUCAGUUCUGCUACGAUCCGUCAGGCAAGCUGCUAAUUCUGGAAAAUGACGAAAACAUGACACUCCAUGUGUACUCGGUUCCAUUCACGAGAAAGUUGAAGCAGAUCGAGCUCAUCAGCAUUUUUGACAGGGAAUUUCGUGAACAGCCUAUCUCUCUCUGCGCUGCUUCCACCAAUAGAGUUCUUGUUUCCAAGGGCAGCACCAUCGCUUUAGUCGACAUCCAAUUUGAGGCUUUGCUAGGCUCCAUUGACCUUUAUGCCAAGUCCAAGGAAAACACCGGCAAACCUCCCAGAACCGCCACUCUCCAGGCCUGUGUGACCGUAAAAGGCAACAGUCUGAAGAGCAGAGAAACUUUUGUUUUGGUGCUUUUGAAGAGCCCUAAAGACAACUUCACAUCUCUGCAGUAUAUCUCUGUGGAUGUUGGGCUCGGAAAGCUGUCCAAUGUUUUAGGAAAAGGAAUCAAGAACUCUUCGCACGCUAGAUUUGCUGGAUAUCCAGCCUUGGUCAACAAAAGCGAGUUCAAGUCUAGCACAAAGGAAAGCAGCUCGUUGAAGACCAGAGAGAGCCAGCUGAGCAGCGCUGCCAAACACGUUUUCGAAACCCUCGAGCAGCUCAAGAAAGAUGGCCGGUUCGACGAGCUGGAGACCCAGUUGGUUGGCUAUUUGAAAAAAAUUGACGAGUCCGACGUUGCAGAGUCCAAAUCCCAGCAGCAGCCGUUUAGGGUAUACGAGGCUGACAAAGACAGGGUGGUCGACCCGGAGUUUGUCCGCCAGGCGCUUUUGUUGCUUUUCGAAGUAAAAGACGGCGCCCUGCAAUUGCCGGCUUAUGUUGCUGAAAACUCGCUCACGUAUCUUCUCACGCACCCGCUAUUCCCGGCCGAGUAUACUCCGGGCCUGCUCCGGACACUGAUGAAGUCUCCAAGGCUGAUGCGGCAGGCCAUAGUGACGUGUCCGAACAUCCCCUGCUGCGAUCUGAUCGAGCUGCUGAGUCUCGUGGAAGACGAGGAAGUAUUCAAAGAUAUCAUUUCCCGAUUGUUAGAGGACUUUUCCAGCGACACGAUCACGCAGGAGACCGCCAGGUUGCUCAAGAACGGUGCCGCCGUGGACCUGGAUGCGAUCAUUGCCCGGAUCCUGAAAUUGAACUACGGCUACCAGAUUCUCAACAACUUCAUCGACUCUGAUGGACUGGUGUUGAGUCUGCACUAUUCGAAGAACCAGACACAGCUGUCGAAGCUGAUUGCCAAAACACAGAAGAAAGUGGAUGCUUUGAUCACAGAUACUCAGCUGCUUACUCUCGUGACACAGUCGCUGUCGAUAGCCGAGCACAGCACCAAGAAGAAGCAUAAGAAACGGAAGGACGUCGAGAUCAACAACACUUCGAUUGUCGAGGAGACGACCAACCUGGACUCGCUGCUACCACUGGGAAACGGCGUGGCGAAAAAAGACCAUGGUCGCAGAAUUCCAAUCUACUCGGUCGAAAAACUCAAUAUAUAG
Molecule: messenger RNA, 2286 nt
Organism: Ogataea haglerorum
Lineage: Eukaryota; Fungi; Ascomycota; Pichiomycetes; Pichiales; Pichiaceae
Exons: 1
Coding region: 1-2286 (761 amino acids)
Molecular function (GO): protein binding
Source: RefSeq, a predicted model, not a curated record